Poeciliopsis prolifica (blackstripe livebearer) is the source of this 2362-nucleotide messenger RNA. RefSeq names its product pellino E3 ubiquitin protein ligase family member 3 (gene peli3). The record is from RefSeq and is a predicted model, not a curated record. Gene Ontology annotation, molecular function: ubiquitin protein ligase activity; protein binding. Gene Ontology annotation, biological process: regulation of Toll signaling pathway; protein K63-linked ubiquitination. The transcript is spliced from 7 exons. NCBI's taxonomy places the organism in Eukaryota, Metazoa, Chordata, Actinopteri, Cyprinodontiformes, Poeciliidae. The coding region runs from base 561 to 2060 and encodes 499 amino acids.
UGGUGGAGGUGAUGGAGGCUGGUGGAGGUGAUGGAGGCUGGUGGAGGUGAUGGAGGCUGGUGUCUGCUCUUUGUUGGCGGGCUGCUGUUCCUCCAUCCUCUGUCUGUAUCAGUGAUGGCUGAGAUCUGAAGCAGGACUGGGAACCUCUGCAUCAUCAUCAUUAUCAUCAUCAUCGUCAGUAUGUAUGGCUGAUCAGCUGUGUGUUGUUUGCCUCAGGGUGUGCUGUAAGUGUGUGUGUGUAAGUGUGUGUGUGUGUAAGUGUGUGUAAGUGUGUGUGUGAUGCGCACGUCUCCAGCAUCCCCGCUCCAUUUCUCCACCGAGAGGCAGAACAAGUGUUGUCGGUUUCCGGUUGUGGUUGUUUGCUUUUCGUCCGGCCUUUUGGUUCCAGUCCGACUGUGUUUCUGAGCAGGAGGAAGCGGGAGGCCGUCAUGGGAACAGGCGAGCCGCAGCCGGACGCCGCAGGCGGGAACAAUAGGUGGAGAAGAGACUCUCUUUCACACGAAACUCACCUCCCUCGCGUGGCGCACUCGCGGCCUGCUGAGGUGCUUCCUGUCUUCUAGAUGGUUCCAGGGUGGAUGGAGGAGGAGAGGCCGCUCAAAAUGGCAGAUUCAAGCAGCGAGCCCCAGUUGUGGCCGGUGGGCAUGGUACUGAAGGGCAGCUCAGAGGCGCUGUGUCCCCCCCCAUCUCUGGAGCUGCGCCCGUCCUGCAACAAGAGCCAGCCCUCCCCUCCUCUGGGCUCCAGCUCACAGCCACACGACGGAGUCAUUUCUGAGGACAAGGAGCCCAUCAAGUACGGCGAGCUCAUCAUCCUGGGCCACAAUGGGUCACUGGCAAAUGGUGACAAAGGUCGUAGAAGAAGUCGCCUUGCCCUUUAUAAGAGACCGAAAGCCAACGGGGUCAAACCGGAUGUUAUCCACAACGUCUCAACACCACUGGUGUCAAAGGCUCUCAGCAACAAAAGCCAGCACAGCAUCUCCUACACACUGUCACGGAGCCACUCUGUCAUUGUGGAGUACACACAUGACAUCAACACAGAUAUGUUUCAAAUCGGCAGAUCUACAGAGAGCAUGAUCGACUUUGUGGUCACGGACACGGCAGGCGGCAGCAGCGGUCACGGUGCGGGUGCAGCAGGGGAAGGCGGUGGUGGAGGUCAGUCAGCCCAAAGCACCAUCUCUCGCUACGCCUGUCGCAUCAUGUGUGAACGCAGCGCUCCCUACACGGCCCGCAUCUACGCUGCUGGCUUCGACUCCUCCAAAAACAUCUUCCUAGGGGAACGGGCUGCCAAAUGGAGGACCUCAGACGGCCUGAUGGACGGCCUCACCACCAACGGGGUUCUGGUGAUGCACCCGGCCGGAGAGUUUGUGUCUGAACCUGCUCCAGGUGUGUGGAGGGAAAUCUCAGUGUGUGGCAACGUGUUCGCCCUGAGGGAGACGCGCUCAGCCCAGCAGAGGGGGAAACUGGUUGAAAACGAGUCAAACACUCUCCAGGACGGUUCUCUCAUCGACCUGUGUGGGGCCACCCUGCUUUGGCGGACCCCUGCCGGACUGCGCCACAUUCCCACCCUCAAGCAGCUGGAGUCCCUUCGGCAGGAGCUGAACGCCGCUCGGCCCCAGUGCCCCGUCGGCUUCAAUACCCUGGCCUUCCCCAGCCUGGCCCAGCGCGAGAUUGUCGACAAGAAGCAGCCCUGGGUCUACGUCAACUGUGGCCACGUGCACGGAUACCACAACUGGGGCUAUCGCAAGGAGAAAGGGCUCACCAGCCCGGGGGGCACAGCACCAGCCGGCACUGGUGAGAGAGAGUGUCCAAUGUGCAGGAGGGUAGGCCCCUAUGUGCCUUUGUGGUUAGGCUGUGAGGGCGGAUUGUACUUGGAUGCCGGCCCCCCCACACAUGCCUUCUGCCCCUGUGGCCAUGUGUGCUCUGAAAAGACAGUAGGGGGGUGGAGCCAGAUCCCGCUGCCCCACGGCACGCAUGCCUUCCACGCUGCCUGUCCCUUCUGCGGUACUUGGCUGACGGGGGAGCAGGGCCACGUCAAACUCAUCUUCCAGGGGCCCGUCGACUGAGGCUCACACACACGCACGUACACACACACACACACGUACACACACACACACACACACACACACACACACACACACACACACCCACACGUACACACACACACACACACAGGAGCCUCUCCCAUGAUGAAGGACUUCAGUGAAUGACUGGUGACUAAGGACUGUGUUCUUGAGCAAAAAUGUGAAUGCGCUGAUGUACAGGAAGAUGACUCCUUCCGUGAUAAAACUAAAAGCAAUAGUAGAUGCCAAGGCUUUGAAUGGAAGAGCUGUCUGGAGAAAAUGUAAAUAAAUAGUGUUGAAUUGAA